AUGGCGGUGCUCCCUGUUGCCAUCCAGCAGACCAUCAGUGAAGUGCAGAGCCACUACAAGAAGCUGCAUGACCAGGUGUUGAGCCUUCAAAGCGAGAACCUGGACCUGAAGAAGGAGCUUCAGGAGAUGGGCGUGCGCUCCCACUCCAAGGUGAUGGAGUCCCUGAUCAACGAGAACCACCGCCUGAAGGCGCAGAUGGCGCAGGUGCGCGUCAUCGAGGGGCUGAACCCGCCGGGCUGCGCCCCGGAGGAAGACGAGCUCAUCUCCAUCAAGACUGUGUCGCUGGAAGGACCUGAAGUUCGGUCGCGGAUUCGGAAGGUCAGCACGCAGGCGGUGCAUGAUGCUGUCCACAUCCGGAAGCACAUGAUGAAUGGAGAGGACGCUGAGAGUGAAGAUGGGAUGCUGGCCAGCGACAAGAUCAAGAAGCUCAAGAUGGACCCCUUCGCAGACACGCCCCUGGAGCCCCCGCCGCCGCUGCUCGCCCGGAAGUCGAUCUGCGGCCUGUGUUUCCCGGUUGACAUUCGAAGCACCGAGAAGGAGCGCCUUAGCAAGAGGUUUACCAACGGCCUCUUUUUCAAGUCGAUCACCAUGCUGGCCAUCGCUGCCAACACGCUCUACCUGGGUUGGGCUGCCAACACGAACGUAAUCAACAGCUUCAGACGCCUUCAAAACCUUCCAGUGGAAGUCCCCGGAGUGGAGUUCGACAUCGCUUUCACAGCUUGGUUCGGGCUUGAGCUCCUCAUCAAGAUGAUCGCCGAUCGCAUGCAGUUCUUCGUUGGGGAGGAGCGGGCGUGGAAUUGGUUCGACAUGGCCUUGGUGGUGGAAUCCUUCAUCGGCCUUUUCUCCACAGGAUCCAAGCUUUCCUUCUUGCGGAUCUUCCGCGUCUUCCGCCUGGUGCGGGUGGUGAAAGUCGUGCGGUCAGUGAAAGCCCUGGCACGGCUGCGGACGAUGAUCUUCGCCAUUCUGAGCUCCUUUGUCGACCUGCUCUGGGCAUUCUUGGUGAUCGUGUUGAUCGUGUUCGUUUUUGCCAUUGUCUUUGACAAUGCAGUUGCAGACUAUUUCGAUGGGCUCACCGUGGACUGGAAUGCGACCGACACAACCCUGAUCGAAGAAGUGGAGGCGUUGAAUCAGCUGUUCGGAAACCUUCCCGAGACCAUGAUCUCCCUGUGGUCGGCCGUCAGUGGCGGCAACGACUGGAUGAACUAUGGAGACCUGGUCAGGAAAGCCGGCGGCUGGUUCUACUUCGGGCUCUUCAACUUCUACAUUGCGUUCUGUGUGGUCGGCAUGUUUAACGUCGUCACGGGCGUGUUCGUGGAUUCUGCGGUGUGUGUCCGCACCGGCGAUGAAGUCGUUCAAGGUUACCUGGACGACCUGCGGCAAACGACGGAGGAGAUCAAAGGCUUCUUCAAAGAUGCCGACGCCGAUGGUUCGGGAACUUUGAACUGGGAUGAGUUCCAAUCGCACAUGAAGAAUCCUGCGGUAAAGGCUUAUUUCUCAGGGCUUGACAUCGACCCGGAGGAGGCCGAGAUCAUCUUCACGAUAUUGGAUGGUGACAAGAGCAAGGAGAUCAAGAUCGAUGAGUUCGUCAAUGGGACCAUGAAGUUGAAGGGCUCCGCAACAAAGCUGGACCUCAUGGCACUCAUGUAUGACCAGACGAGGCAAAGCAUGAAGUUCGAUGCCUUGUGCGAGUUCGUUGAAGAUGAACUGGUCGACAUCAAGCGCAGACUGGUGCUCGCACGGCAGAAGGAGGCCCUCAGGGAGGAGCGGAACGAGCGGAACGAGCGGAACGAGCGGGGACCCAUAAGCCCGGAGCGGCCCGUCUACGCCGGCGCCUCGCCGCCCCGAGCCACGCGGGUGCGCAUCGACACUACGAGAGAUCUGCCUCGAGCCACGGCUGUACCACGCCGUGGAUGA
This is a messenger RNA of Symbiodinium natans, 1914 nucleotides long. The record is from the annotation of a GenBank genome assembly. Lineage: Eukaryota; Dinophyceae; Suessiales; Symbiodiniaceae.